Paramecium tetraurelia is the source of this 1182-nucleotide messenger RNA. RefSeq lists its product as uncharacterized. The record is from RefSeq and is a predicted model, not a curated record. NCBI's taxonomy places the organism in Eukaryota, Ciliophora, Oligohymenophorea, Peniculida, Parameciidae. The transcript is spliced from 4 exons.
AUGAUAAUUAACAAAUUCACUCUAAAUUUCAAAUCGAAAAGUAUAGAAAAUGAUUAUAGAAAAUUGUAAUAAAGCUAUAUCAAAUAAGAAUUCACACUAUUUUCAAUACAUACAAUUUUAUUCUUUUCAGCUUACAUACUAUACUACUUUGAAGAAUAUACAUUUAAUGGAAUAAUCGUAGCAAAUAUUUCGGUGUUUAUGUUAUCAAUAAUAUUGUUGAGAUUCAUUAUAAAUUCUCAUCCUGCUUGGAAUGAAUAUAUAUUGCCCAUAUUAUAAAUUUACAUAGCCUAUAUUUGGAAUCUAGACAAUUUUUUUCCAACAACCACGGAAGAUCCAAAUUAUGAUUAUGAUGCGAGCUAUGAGUACAACUGGUACUAUGGGUUACAAGCAUUCUACUUUCAUUUUGCAAUAUUGCAACUUGGCUAUUAAAUAUGGCCCCAAGCUGUUGCUCUGAUUGGUAUAUACAUAUAAUAUGUCUCUUAUUAUCCUACGGAGACUUUGGAAUAUUCAGCAAUGUGCUUAACAAUAUUUUUAGUAUUUAUUGGGCUUUUAGUAAUGAAGUACACUAAUGAAAAGACAAAAAGACUUUAAUUUAGGGAUAGUAGAGAAUAGAAUAGAUGGAUAAAGAUUAUAGAUUAAGUAUUAGAGUAAUCUAUUGUUGUAAUUAAGCUUGAUUAAGAGUAAGAUUAAUUAAUACUUUAACAAAUAAAUGAUAUUUCAAAAUCAAGAUUGAAGAUUUAGAAUAAUAUCGAAUUAAGAGAGAUGCUCAGAAAUAUGAUUAUAGAGAAUACACAUAUGGAGAGAGAAGAAAUUAGAUUUAAAAACUUGGAGUAAGAGAUUCGAGACCUCAUAAUAAGAUAUGAUCAAUAUAGAUUCAUUACCCAUUAAGUAGAUGUUCGAUCGAAUGUUUUGAAUAAGGAGUAUAAAGUGAAAUUGAUACAAUAAGUGUUAUAGGACGAAUUUUGUGUAAUUGCAAUAUUUGAAUAAGAUUUAAAAAAUGAAAAUCACAAACAUCAUUUAGAGGUCAAAUGUAAAGAAAAUAUCUUUUAAUUCUUGUUAAUACAAUUUUUCUAAUAAAUGAAAACUGCAAGUACUAGAUUAAAAAUUCUCUACUCCAUGAUCAAUUUUUAACAAAUUCGUUUAUUGCUUAAUAAUAAUAAUGAGAAUCUUACAUCUAUAUGA